Lonchura striata (white-rumped munia) is the source of this 1862-nucleotide messenger RNA. NCBI's taxonomy places the organism in Eukaryota, Metazoa, Chordata, Aves, Passeriformes, Estrildidae. The record is from RefSeq and is a predicted model, not a curated record.
AUGAUAAUUUCGGGCAAAGUGAGAGCAGAGCCCCCAGCCAGCUGCCCCGGUCCCGCGCUGGGAGCCGAAGGGGCGGCUGUGCUGCGCAGGAGCGCCCCGCGGGCCGGGGGUGGCGGGCGCUGUGAGCAGGACGGGGCUGGGCUGAGCUCCCGCCGGCGCUUCCCACGGCCGCCUCCCGCCCAGCGCCCCCUCCCCACGGCCGGGGGCGGGGGGUCCGCAGCCCCGCGCCGCCCCCGGGCCCCGCGGAGGGGCCACAGCCCCGGGAGCGCCGCGAUGGAGCGGGCGGCGGCCGAGGGCCGGCCCCUGCUGCCGGCGCCGGGCGGCUCCGCCGGGCUCUCCUCGCCCGGGCUCUCCUCCGCCGGCGCCGUCUUCAUCCUGCUCAAGUCUGCACUGGGCGCGGGGCUGCUGAGCUUCCCCUGGGCCUUCGGCAGGGCCGGCGGGGCCGUCCCCGCCCUCCUGGUGGAGCUGGGCUCGCUGGUGUUCCUGGUGAGCGGGCUGGCCGUGCUGGGCUAUGCCGCGGCCCGCAGCGCCCAGCCCACCUACCAGGGCGUGGUCCGGGCCGUGUGCGGGGCGGCCGUGGGGAAGCUCUGUGAGGUCUGCUUCCUCCUCAACCUCUUCAUGAUCUCCGUGGCCCUCCUCAGGGUGGUGGGCGACCAGCUGGAGAAACUGUGUGACUCCCUGUACCCCAACGGGACACUGAGUGGGGACCCUCAGCUGCCCCCCUGGUACGUGGACCAGCGCUUCACCCUCUCAGCUCUCUGUGUCCUCGUCAUCUUCCCACUCUCUGUCCCCAGGGAGAUCGGCUUCCAGAAGUACUCCAGCAUCCUGGGCACGGUGGCUGCCUGCUACCUCACUCUGGUUGUCAUCCUGAAAUACUACCUGCAGGCAGAGAACCUGCGUUUGACUGAGUCGCCCCAGCCCUCCAGGUCCUCCUCCUGGACCUCCAUCUUCAGUGUCAUUCCCACCAUCUGCUUUGGCUUCCAGUGCCACGAGGCAUGUGUGGCCAUCUACAGCAGCAUGCGCAACCAGAGCUUCUCCCACUGGGUCACCGUCUCUGUGCUCUCCAUGCUCAUUUGCCUGCUCAUCUACUCCCUCACUGCAGGGCUCUAUGGCUACCUGACCUUCGGCGAGGCCGUGGCGCCCGAUGUCCUGAUGUCCUACCCAGGGAAUGACCCGCUUGUCAUCGUCGCCCGCCUGCUCUUUGGCGUCUCCAUUGUCACCAUUUACCCCAUUGUGGUGCUGCUGGGCAGAUCCGUGGUGAAGGACUUGUGGGCAGCCCCGAAGCGCGGGGCCGUGGCAGUGUCUGAGGCACACGAGCGGCGCAGCCGGGUGGCACUGACGGUCACCUGGAUGGCCGCCACGCUGGGCAUCGCCCUGUUCGUGCCCGACAUCGGCAAAGUCAUCGAGCUCAUCGGGGGCAUCAGCGCCUUCUUCAUCUUCAUCUUCCCAGGGCUGUGCCUCGUGUGCGUGACUGGGACCCGCAGCCUCGGGCCACGCAAAAGGGCUGCUCUCAUCGCCUGGGGCGUUCUCUCCGUUCUCGGCGGUGCCUUCGUGUGCGGGCAGAGCGCUGCCCUGGCCGUGCUGGGGCUGCUGCGCUGAGGGACCACAGAGCCCGUCGUGACCCCCCCGACCCUCCCCGUCCUGCCCCGAACGCAGCCACGCCGCUGGAUCCCAUGGCGCUUUUAUUUGGCAUCGCCGUCCCCGUUGUACAGUGGCUAAUAAAGACAGGAAGAGGGUAUUGGCAAGGGUCCACACCACACACCCCGAGAGACCCCCACGCAUGGCGGGGUGGGUGUGGGAUUGGCACAGACAGACACACACACAGAUGAAGUACAGACCCCAGGAAGGAGGGGAGGCAGCCA